AUGUCUGACGACGACUACAUAUUCUUCUAUCCUCACCCGGAUAUCCGCAACAACGACAUCGUCGUAAACGCUCCCAGCACAUCCCGCUUGCAGCAUUUGUGGGAUCGGGCCAAGUCACAGGAACCGAGUAUCGCUAGCCACAUUGGCACAGCACAAUGCACGCUCUAUGUCCUUUCCGAUUUGCCUACCGAGCCGGACGCCACACUCUUUUCCCGCAGUCGAGAAUGCCUUCGGCUGCACUGUCAUGAUGAGGACAAAGUUGCCACACGCUUCAGGCAGGUUAGCAAAUUCUUCCCCGAUGGGCCAUCUCCCGACAUGGUCCAUUUCUUGUCGUCACGGAAGACGAGUUUAGAUCAACUGGGAACUAUCCAGGAUCAGGUGCUCAGAGGCAUGCGGAAGGUUGUCGUUGACAAUGCCGACAAGUUUCAUGCUGGGCGACCCGCAGGAAAUUAUGGCCCCCCUGCCUGCCUCUUCAAUCACGCUUUGGGCCUCGUUGACUAUCGUUUGCGCCACCUGGACGAUGAUAUCUCUGAGCCCGCUCCUCCUCCGAUUCUCAUGCGAAUGGUGCACCAACUCAUGACAACCGCCGCCCGCAGCUGUUCAUCGGAGGAUGAUCGGGUGGGGGCCAUGAAGACUUUGCUCGGCAAGAUAUUCUCAAAAGCGUUGCAUUGGAAACCCCCCCAGGGGACCUAUGGCAUUGUACCGCAUGCUAUCAAUGCGGACGAUCCCCCUUUCGUCGUGGUGGAGGUCAAGAAUGAGGCCGGUCUAGAAGGUGACGCCUCCCUGCAAGCAGGGUUGUCGUACGCACAUAUCGUAACUGCACCCCAGUUCAAGGCCUUGCGGAGACAAUCGAAUUAUCCUGCCAUCCUUUGUGGAUUCAUGGGCAACCUGCUCGAGAUCAGCGUUGCAAUAUACACUGACGGAAUGUAUUGUGAUUUGUUGUUUUCUGAGCGGCUGCACUUGGGAUUCCAUUCUGCGAAGAACGUCCUCCGUCUUUCCCGAGCACUCACAGCCACUCGGAAGGCUAUCGCUGACCUCACGGCGUUCUACGCACAACUCAAGGCCGUCCCUGGGGCACCUCCUCAAGCCAGCAUCGCUCAUUUGUUCCCUUCGCCCUUGAAGAUCCCUUCCUACACGGGUUUUGUUCCGUCGCUCACUUUCACGCACCGGCUGACACGAUCAGGCGAGGCUGUUUUGUUGGCCGCUUCCGAAGAAACGACGGCGCCCUCAUCACCUCGCGACACACAUACCGACAGCGUCGAAGUAGUGGUGAAGCUCACCGAGCGAUAUCACCCGGAAGCGCACAGGAUACUUGCAGCCGAGCACCUCGCGCCAGCGCUGCACGUCUGUGUCCCGGUAUGUGGCGACCUGUUCAUGGUCGUAAUGGAACGUGUUCACGGCGAGAUGGCAUGGGAAGCCGCGAAUCGGCAGGAGCUCCUUCCGUACCGCAUCUACCAGGAUAUCAAGCGUGCCAUCGCGCUGCUCCACUCGCACGACCUCGUCUUCGGUGACCUCCGUACCCCGAACACAAUGGUCGUCCCUGGUGGAUCUGGCCUUGACGACGGACCUCGGGGCAUGCUUGUCGACUUUGACUGGGUCGGGACGCACGGUCGCGGUAGAUAUCCUGCUUCUCUGGACGAGGGUCUUCCGGACUGGGCGACGAGCAGUAUCCAGCGAGAUGGGAUCAUGGACAAGGCACACGACGUCGCGAUGCUGGGUCAGUUCAAAGAGCAAUGCCAUCAGGCGUAG
Messenger RNA from Dichomitus squalens LYAD-421 SS1, 1749 nucleotides. RefSeq lists its product as uncharacterized. The transcript has 6 exons. NCBI's taxonomy places the organism in Eukaryota, Fungi, Basidiomycota, Agaricomycetes, Polyporales, Polyporaceae. Bases 1 to 1749 code for a protein of 582 amino acids. The record is from RefSeq and is a predicted model, not a curated record.